Phodopus roborovskii (desert hamster) is the source of this 3977-nucleotide messenger RNA. It is a transcript of the gene Prrx1, whose product is annotated as paired related homeobox 1. Lineage: Eukaryota; Metazoa; Chordata; Mammalia; Rodentia; Cricetidae. Bases 117 to 854 code for a protein of 245 amino acids. Gene Ontology annotation, molecular function: DNA binding; DNA-binding transcription factor activity, RNA polymerase II-specific. The transcript has 4 exons. The record is from RefSeq and is a predicted model, not a curated record. Gene Ontology annotation, biological process: regulation of DNA-templated transcription.
CUCCCUCUACUCCCCCCUCUUUCUUCCCCACUCGGCUCCUCUCCCCCCUCGCGCCCACAGCGUUUGGUGUUGAUUCGAGCGGGAAGAGGGGGGUGGGUGGGAUUGGAGGGGAGACCAUGACCUCCAGCUACGGGCACGUUCUGGAGCGGCAACCGGCGCUGGGCGGCCGCUUGGACAGCCCGGGCAACCUCGACACCCUGCAGGCGAAAAAGAACUUCUCCGUCAGUCACCUGCUAGACCUGGAGGAGGCCGGGGACAUGGUGGCGGCUCAGGCGGACGAAAGUGUGGGCGAGGCGGGCAGGAGCCUGCUGGAGUCACCAGGACUGACCAGUGGCAGCGACACCCCCCAGCAGGACAAUGAUCAGCUGAACUCAGAGGAGAAGAAGAAAAGAAAGCAACGGAGAAACAGAACAACCUUCAACAGCAGCCAGCUGCAGGCCUUGGAGCGUGUCUUUGAGCGGACACAUUACCCGGAUGCUUUUGUGCGAGAAGAUCUUGCACGUCGGGUGAACCUCACUGAGGCUAGAGUGCAGGUGUGGUUUCAGAACCGAAGAGCCAAGUUCCGUCGGAAUGAGAGAGCCAUGCUGGCCAAUAAAAACGCUUCCCUCCUCAAGUCCUACUCAGGAGACGUGACCGCUGUGGAGCAGCCCAUCGUACCUCGUCCUGCUCCUAGACCCACCGAUUAUCUCUCCUGGGGGACAGCCUCUCCAUACAGCGCCAUGGCUACUUAUUCUGCCACAUGUGCCAACAAUAACCCUGCACAGGGUAUCAACAUGGCCAACAGCAUUGCCAACCUGAGACUGAAGGCCAAGGAAUAUAGUUUACAGAGGAACCAAGUGCCAACAGUCAACUGAGGAAAAAAAAAUUAAACAGGCCUAAGAAGAAAUCAAAAACCAUAAGAAACCUAUCCUGUUCUGUCAUUUCUUCAUCUGCUGGAAAAAAUAAAAGCAAACAAACAAACAAAGCCAGAACUAAAAUAUUGGGACCAUGGCGGAUAAAAGCAGGAGAGGAACAAAAUGAAAAUUAGUUAACAGUGGUUCCUUCUUCCUCUCGGAUACCAUCACCAUUUGUUUCUGUGUGUGUUUAUUUUGUUUUCCUUCUAUCCAUGCUUUGCUCAUUAUACUCCAGGAUUCUUCAGUUAGGUUCAACCUGCCCAUUCCUAUAAUUGUAUGAGAAUUAAAAAAAAAUCUUCAGCAGCCAAAGAAACACACACACACACACACAUUAUACACACACACCUGUUUGACCUCAGUGCCUUAUUCUGUCUCCUUCUAAGUGCCUCUAGGAGAAUUUGAAAAUCCAAAGUAUUUCUGAGGAAUCUGUAUUGUUUCCAUGUCUGUUGGUCAUGGUAAGGUUUUCUAUCAGCUUCAGGAAAUAUAAAUGCACACACGCUCUGGUAUUUGACCUGUCUGAUUGAUGUUGUUGGCCAUGUCUAGUGAACUCUGAGCUCUAAGGUCUAGAGUGAAUCUGUGGAUUUAAGCUCUAAGUGCUAGGUUAUAAUGUCACCAUCAAUACCAUCCCUCAUCCAACCCAAACAAUAAACCAUCCUAAGUUAAAGAUAUUUGUUGUUUUUGAACAUUUUGAAAAAUUGCUGUCAUUUGCUCUUUGGUAGAAAAAAUACUUUUGGCUUUCGAGAUGGAGAGAAAUUUUUGUAGGAAAUUUUGUGGAAAUUUUUUUUAGAAAAACAAAUAUUAAAUUGUGAAAGGCAUAGCCUUUAUCUCUUUGGUGCCUUAGGGGUGGUCAGAUGCACACUGUGUAUAUUUAUAUAUAUUAUAUAUAAAAUAUUGAAAGCUUGAGUUUUCAGUUUCUCAAACACUAUAAAAGCAAACUUUAACACCAUCAUCACUGUCCUUAUUAACACAGUAAUGAUAUAUUAAUGUGGCACCUUGUUGUUUUCCAUUCUCUAAACAAAAUUCUCAUUAAGGUUAGAGAGCAAUUUCCUAGGGAACCGUUUGAGAACAUCUUUCAUUUUCACUUUAGGGCUUUAAUGGGAUUAGGAAUUAUUUGACAAUAUAAGAAUGAUCUUGAGCUUGGAGCCUGAGCUCAAGUGGGAAGUCUAUAUCAUCUGACAUAUCACAGGAAAUACACACAGGGUGGGUAGUUAGCCAUCGGCUCUUUCUCCACUCCACAGAAAUAUGAAAACCUACUAACACGUUUAACUGAAAUGCUUAAACCUUUCUCUAAAUUCCAAAAAAAUAAUUUAAGGACAAUUAUACCUUUAUAUUUUAGUAAUUUUGAAGUGAGGUUUAGUAUGUAGGGUGGGAGGCAGGGCAGGUAUUUUUGUUUGUUUGUUUGGUUGUUUCUCUUUGUUCUCAGCUGUGCUUUGUCAGCUUUCUUGGUGGACUUGAACAACCAUGCUACCAUGCUGUGUCUAGUUUACCUAUUUAUAAAAUGGGUUUAACAAUUCUUAUAUACCUCACAGGGAUGCUGUGAGGCUGUGUUAGUUUGCUUCCUUCCAUCCUUCCUUCCUGUUCUUUGUUUGUCCAGCACCCUGUAGCCAUGGGAGGAAAGGGACUUUAAGAGCAUCCAGUGUUCAUGGCCUAACAGUAUUUGCAAGCUUUGUUUUCAAGCAGGAAGUGGUAUCUGGCUGUACAUACAUAUAAUCUUGUAUUUGGAAAUGAUAAAUAGGUUUAUAUUUUCAGAUAGAUAUCUCAAUGAUCACAUCAUUUGACCAAAGAAUAAUUUAAGGCACAAAGUAUAGAGAUAUUUUUAACUUAUAUUCUCAUCAACAGCUUGGCAACCAUAGCUCUCAGUGAAUAAAAUGCUUCAGAUUGAUUUUGGCCAAAUAUGUCAACUUUAAUAUGAGUGAAAGGCAAAAUAUGUGGGGUAUUAGAUGCACUUUCAACAUACAUUUGUAUUUUCCUUGGCAUAUCUAAUCGAGUUAAUGGUGAUUUUUUUUCAGCCUAACAGCCACCAAUCUGAAAAUAUAUUUCAAGUGAUUUUGUACUUUGUUUAAUAAUAAGAAGGAAAACCAUCUUGUGUACUUUAAGCUCAUGAAGUGAAUCUUUCUCAAUAGCACCUAUUAAAACAUUUCUUUCAAAAUAGUUCAUGUGGUCUGGCUGAACACACAUUAUUUGUUUUUAAGGAGUCUUUCCACUCAUGUAUUCAUCCCAUUGAUUGCUGUGUAUUAUCAAGUUUCAAAGGAACAGUACAUCCUUAUUGUAAAAAAUUCUUUUGAUUUGUAAAGUGAAUACAAGUCCAAUAGUCUGGUAAACUUUGGGGAUUUCAAGUUUGCAGGGAAUACCUAAAAGAUUUGGAUUAUAGGCAAGGAACAAAAUUUAGAAAUGAGAAGGUUUUGCUAAGGAGGGUGGAAUCGUGGAAGAGAGUCAUAAAAGAAAGUUGUUUGAAUCCUUAAUCCUGACUAUAUUUCUAGUGUCCACCAAAGAGCCUGAUCCCAUAAACUCAAAGGAGAAAGUGGGAGGCUUUACCUGAUGCUUCAAAUCAGUAGUUUCUAGGAAUUCAUAGAAUAACCUAUUCUAGUUAGUCACAGGAAUGCCUGUUCCUGGUGGACCCACACCACACCAUCUUUAUCUGAGCACUUAUCUGGAUAUUAUCUGAAACACUAGCACUCAGUUUUGUUCAUUUAUGAUCCACUUUUUAGAUGAAUAUAAGUUUAACAAGUGAUUUGGAGGAUUAGAUUUCUAGCUUAUAAGUGAAUUGCCAGAAGAGUGUCUCAGUGUCACAGAUUCAAGACCUGUUGCUCUCCACCAACAUACCCAGAUGAAGACAUGGAACUAUUAUUGUCUCCAAUCCCUUCCCAAACAAGAGGUUAAUUAGUAAAGUACUUGGCAGGUUAAAUUAAACCAGAAGUAAUGACCUACAUAAAUGACAUAUGGUAAUAAAGUUCUCGUAAGAAAUGUAAUAUGUAAAUUAUAUCUUGCUUUAUGAUGUAAAAUAUACAUUGUUUGUGAUAGAAUAGAAAUGAUUUCUUUUCAAUAAAAUGAAAGACAGACACUACAAUGUCUUUUGUUAUAAUA